AUGGACGCGACGGGGCAGCAGGAGCAGCAUACAGGAAAUGGAGGCGGAGAUCGCUACGGCGUGCUUCUCUACUACAAGUACGCCGAGGUGCCCGACGCCGCCGAGCUCGCCGCGUUCUACGAGGCGCACUGCAGCGGCCUCGCGCUCGUCGGCCGCGUCCGGGUCGGCCCCGACGGCGUCAACGCCACGCUCGGAGGGCGGAUGACCGCGCUGGAGAAGCACGUCGCGGAGUUGAGCUCCAACGCCUUGUUCGAGGGCACGGAUUUCAAGCUGGCGUCCUGCGACGACCCUGUCGACGAGAGGGAGCUAGUUACCCUGUGCUCCAACCCCACGUCGGCACCCCCAGAGAUCUCGAGUGCUGGGAGACACUUGUCGGCGGCUGAGUUCCAUUCAGUGCUCCAGAAUGUUGCUGGGACUAGUUUGGAUGCUGUGGCAUAUGCGGAGAAGAAGGAAGUGGUUGUCUUGGAUGCAAGGAAUCUAUUUGGUGGCAUUCAGCGGUAUCUGGAGCAAUUUCCAGAUGGUGGCUAUUUUGAAGGAAAGAAUUUUGUAUUUGACCACAGAAUCUCAGUGGGAAGCCUUAAAGAAAACAUACUUGGAGCGUGUUUGAUAUGUGGUUCUUCUUUUGAUGACUAUUCAUCGCGCUGUCGGUGCAGCCAUUGUAGAAUGUUGGUCCUAGUGUGCACUACAUGUCAGGAUUCCACCAAGGAAUAUGCAUGCGAGUUAUGUCAAAAAAAUGGAAAAGAACCCUGCCAAAUAUCAACAAGACAAGACUGCAAAAUACAGAUAGGACUAUUUGAAAGCUUUGAAAAGCCAUCCAUAAGCAAUCACAAUGCGGCUAACAAAGUUCCCUGGAGUGAUGGUAAUGAGCAGCUGAAAAGAUUGAGGAUCCUCUGCUUGCAUGGUUUCCGCCAGAACGCAUCCAGUUUUAAGGGAAGAACGUCAGCACUUGCCAAGAAGCUGAAGCACAUCGCUGAGCUUGUCUUUGUAGACGCACCUCAUGAGCUUUCGUUUGUAUAUCAACCAAUCCAGGGCCACUGCUCAGACAAACCUUCACCUCUGUCUGUGACACCAAAACGGAAAUUCGCAUGGCUCAUUGCUCCAAACUCCCACUGUAACCCUGAGCAAGACUGGAGGGCUGCAGAUGUGCCGUUUGACCCUCUUCAGUACCAGCAACAAACCGAAGGCUUUGAGGAAUCAUACACGUACCUUGAAAAUGCAAUCUCUCACAUGGGGAGCUUCGAUGGAAUCCUGGGCUUCUCUCAGGGUGCUGCCAUGGCUGCCUUAUUCUGCAGGCAGCAGCAGAAGAUUUGUGGCUCUCCAAAGUUCAGGUUUGGGAUGUUCUGCUCCGGAUACCCAGCACCUGUGGGCGAUUUCGGCAACGAACCAAUCAAGCUCCCCUCGCUCCAUUGUUUCGGCAAUGGGGAUGGUCAUGAUAGGCAGAUAGCAAACAGGGCGAGCGCUGAACUUGCUGGUUUGUUCGACCAGGAUUGCUGCUCCGUUGUUGAGCAUGAUAUGGGCCACAUAAUCCCCACCCGGUCGCCCUACAUCGAUCGGAUAAAGGAUUUUCUUUCCAGUUUCCUAUGA
This is a messenger RNA of Miscanthus lutarioriparius, 1584 nucleotides long. NCBI's taxonomy places the organism in Eukaryota, Viridiplantae, Streptophyta, Magnoliopsida, Poales, Poaceae. The record is from the annotation of a GenBank genome assembly.